CAAUAACAACCACAGCAGCAGCAGCGGCGCUGUCCAUCGAAAAUCGAAUGGCGCAACACGGCGAGUCUCGCGACUACUACGAGCAGCAAGCGCCGCCGCAGGGCUAUACGCAGCAGCCGCCGAAAUAUGAUCAAAGCUAUGGCAUGCAGCAGCAGCAACAGCAGCAGAAUUGGGCGGCAUACGGUGGAGGAAACAAUAAUUACGGCGCGCCCAAUAAUGAUGUCUAUGAGGGAGGCAAGCCUUUUGAGCAGCAGUUCAAAGUCGAACGACCGAAAUGGAACGAUACUUGGGCGGGAAUUCUCCUCAUCUUGGUCUUUGGAGGAUUCGUUGCGAUUUCUGCAUAUACUCUGCGCGCAUAUGCCAGCCAUAGCAGCUUCACGAAUGGCGGCUUCUCCGGCUCUACCAACGACUUUUCUCUCAAUGGCGACACCCUGGUCCUGUUUGCAUUUGUCCUGGUGACGGCCUUGGUGCUUGGAUAUGGCUACGUCUCGCUGGCCCGCAUCUUUACCAAGCAGUUCAUCUGGGUGUCGGGUAUCCUGAACAUUGUCAUGAGCUUCGCCACAGCCAUCUACUACUUCUACCGAAGAUCGUGGGUGGGCGGCGCCCUCUGGUUACUGAUUGCCGUGUUCAGCGUCUUCUGUUUCAUCAGCUGGAUCAAACGAAUCCCCUUUUCCGUCCUCCUGUUCCAGACUGCCGUAGACGUGUCGCGCAAACAUGGGCAUGUCUACUUGGUGUCCUUUCUGGGAGGCAUCGCUGCAGCACUCUUCGCUGCGUGGUUCGCUGCGACCCUGGUGGCCAUCUAUGUUCGAUUUCAGCCCAGCGACAACAAUCCGGCUUGCAGCACCGGUGGAACCUGCAGUCGCGCCACGGUCAUCGGCCUGAUUGUCUACGUGACCUUCGCCGGAUACUGGAUCACAGAGUUCCUCAAGAAUGUGAUCCACACUACCAUCUCGGGCGUGUAUGGCAGUUGGUAUUUCGCGCCCAACAACCCAUCCAAGGGCGCCACUCGAGGAGCAGCGCGCAGAGCCUUGACGUACAGCUUUGGUUCCAUCGCUCUCGGCAGUCUUCUCGUCGCAAUUUUGGACUUUCUGCGCUUCGCUUGCUCGGCCGCGCGCAACCAGGCCGGAGGAUCGGGAAAUAUGGUCGCAGAUAUCUUCCUUUGCUUCCUGCAGUGUAUCCUCGGGCUGGUGCAAUGGGCUCUGGAGUUCAUCAACCGAUAUGCUUUCAGUUACAUCUCCCUGUAUGGCAAGGCAUACUUUGCUAGUGCCAAAGAAACCUGGCGCAUGAUCAAGGACCGUGGCAUCGACGCGUUGAUUAACGAAUGUCUGGUGGGUCCCGUCUUGUCGAUGGGCUGCUUGUUCGUUGGUGUCACCUGUGCAUUGGUCGCCUAUAUAUAUCUGGAUGUCACGGACCCUGCGUACAACUCGGGCGGCGCCUUCACCGCCGUCAUUGUGCUCUAUGCAUUUUUGAUCGGUCUCCAAGUCACCGGGUGCUUCGUGGUCCCGCUGAACAGUGGUAUCGAUACCAUCUUUGUCGCGGCUGCGUGGGAUCCACAAGUGUUGAUUCAACAGCAUGGAGAGCUGUAUCAGCGCAUGAUUGCAGUGUAUCCACACGUGCAGCAAGCAAUACACGCCUGAUUACCAUUUCCUCGGGGCACAGCACACAGCUGACAGCACCCUUGUAUAAUACCUACAUGUAUUUCAUCAUAAUUUCACCAUUUCCCUUCUCCACGCCUCCGUGGGAUAAUGUGUUUCGACCGACCGUACAUAAAAAGGCAUCCCUCCCUACCUCCUACAUACCUAUGUCAUAGGGGGAAAAAUAGGUGGUCGCAACAUAAAGUAUUAGGUUGCUGCGCCCGAGGCAGCGAGGGGCACGCAUUCACGGCAACGGGCAUCCUGGCUGGGCUACCCCUCUAUUGGCUUCCGAUCUAAUAGAUACCCGCAGCACGGGGAAGGGAAAAGACGGAGGGAAUUUCCAGGGUCGUCUUCUCCCGACGUCAUGCCGUGAACCACAAGAUCAAGUAGUGUGACG
Molecule: messenger RNA, 2031 nt
Organism: Sphaerulina musiva SO2202
Lineage: Eukaryota; Fungi; Ascomycota; Dothideomycetes; Mycosphaerellales; Mycosphaerellaceae
Product: DUF580-domain-containing protein
Exons: 5
Coding region: 48-1637 (529 amino acids)
Biological process (GO): transmembrane transport
Cellular component (GO): plasma membrane
Molecular function (GO): transmembrane transporter activity
Source: RefSeq, a predicted model, not a curated record